Molecule: messenger RNA, 3968 nt
Organism: Morus notabilis
Lineage: Eukaryota; Viridiplantae; Streptophyta; Magnoliopsida; Rosales; Moraceae
Exons: 11
Coding region: 386-2284 (632 amino acids)
Biological process (GO): regulation of DNA-templated transcription
Molecular function (GO): DNA binding
Source: RefSeq, a predicted model, not a curated record
UGCUAUACGGAGGAGACGACCUUUGAUCAGCGCAAGUCAAGCAUGUGGACUGUACAUCUGAUCAAAUAAUAAAAUUCCGAGGAAUCCCAAAUAGUUCUUCACUGCAUCCACUUCACUCUGCGAUAGUUUCUCUCUCUUCUUGUGCUGACCAAAAAACAUUGAGAGAGAGAGAGAGAAAAAGAGACACCAAACACCCCAAAGUAUUACUUUAAUUUACGCUGUUUCUGCUUCGAUUUCUCCUUCUCUUGCUCCGUCACCAUGACUCUUUAACAUCCAUUAAACCCGUUUUGUGUUUCCAUUUCCCUUUCUUCACCUCAAAUCAUCAAACCCAAAAGUCCAAAAAAAAAAAAAAAGAAGACCGAAAUUGGUAGGAAAAAAAAAAAGUAUGACUAUAUCACUGCCAGAAGAUUUGCCUGUCGGUGUUGGAUUUCGACCCACAGAUGAAGAGAUCAUGAAUCACUACUUGAAGCUUAAGAUGAUUGGAAAAGACUCCAAGGUCGAUAAUGGCAUCGCCGAGGUCAAUGAUGUCUGCACGUUCGACCCUUGGGAAUUGCCUCCAAAAUCGAAGAUCAAGUCCAAAGAUCAGAUAUGGUGGUUCUUCACUCGCCGAGACCCGGAAAGAAAAACAACCAAAAGGAAGACGAAAACAGGAUCCUGGGGGCUCACAGGCGAAGAAGGACAAAUCAAGGGUCGAGACGGCAGAGUUCUUGGAACGAAGAAGUACGUGGUGUUCUUCAAUGGUCCCAAUCGUGGCCGUCGGAGCAACUGGGUCAUUCGCGAGUACCAUCCCCUUCCCGAGAAUGUCCUUCCUAAACAGGACAUGCACACUGUCUUAUAUGAUAGGCACUAUGUAAUCUGCCGCUUGGAGUACAAAACUGAUGAGAAGGCUGGUCUGACAAGCCGUAACGAGGGUGAACCAAGCUGCAACAUCACAUCUGAGGUCGAAAUAGCACCUUCUGCAAUUUCAGAAGUACAUGGUCAUGCAGAAGGGAAUGCUGAGUCGCCCUCGCAACUAGUUUUCUCACCAGAUGACUUCCUCACUGAGGUGGAAAUGAGUUCAAUCUUCGAAGAUUGCCUCAAUGAUGAUCAAAAGGCCCAGUUCGUACAUGAGAACCAUCCCAACCCAGAAAAUUCCCUGCCUCAUCAGAUGCCCGAUCUUACUUGCUGCUUGGAGAGCAAAACUGAUGAGAACUCUGGUACCCUUGGCUGCAACAUAGGCGAACCAAGCAUCGAAAUCAGAGCUGAAAUUGAAAAUCCAGUAGCACAUGCUGCAAUUUCAGAGGUACCUGGUCAUGGAGAAGGUAAUGCAAAAGUGCUCUCACAACCAGUUCUCUCACCAGAUGACUACCUCACAGCGGAGGAUAUAAGGUCGAUCUUCUCGGACGGCUUCAAUGGUGGUCAAAAGAUCAACUCGGUCAUGCUUGAGCACCAUCCAGAACUAGAUAACAACCUUCCUCAGCAGAUGCCCGAUCUUACUUGCUGCUUGGAGAGCAAAACUGAUGAGAACUCUGGUACCCUAGGCUGCAACAUAGGCGAACCAAGCAUCGAAAUCAGAGCUGAAAUUGAAAAUCCAGUAGCACAUGCUGCAAUUUCAGAGGUACCUGGUCAUGGAGAAGGUAAUGCAAAAGUGCUCUCACCAGAUGACUACCUCACAGCAGAGGAUAUAAGGUCGAUCUUCUCAGAUGGCUUCAAUGGUGGUCAAAAGAUCAACUCGGUCAUGCAUGAGCACCAUCCAGAACUAGAUAGCAACCUUCCUCAGCAGUGGCCCUAUCUUACAUGCUGCUUGGAGAACAAAACGGAUGAGUCUGUUGGUUCUCUGGACUGCAACAUAGGCAGACCAAGCAGCAACAUCACAUCUGAUAUCGAAAAUCAAGUAGCACCUACUGCAAUUCCGGUGGUACAUGGUGACACAGAAGUCAAUGCAGAGUUGCUAUGGCAAACAUUUCUCACACCAGAUCACCACGCCACUGAGAAGGAUAUAAGUUUGAUCCUCUCAAACAGCCUCAGUGAUGACCACCAUAACGAGUGGCAUGCUUUAUGUGGAGCUGCUGAGCCAGAAAUGCCUCCAGCAGAGUUUUUGGAUCGGCGUAAAGCUGAUUCAUAUGAAAACUACUAUGGGGAAAGUGAAACAACAAACGAUCUUUUCAAUAACUUCAUCCAGCCAAAGUCAUUGAAAAGGCCGUAUUUUCCUGACAUUCCAGCUAAUAAUGAUAUGAAUGCUGGAGGAGUCGAUGGACGGGUUAAAAGACCCCGUUCAUUAGCUCUUGGAGAAUGUCUCCAAUAGCUAAUGAACCAGUACAGGAGAAUAUCGUAGGAUUUUUGUAAUAAUGUGCCUCGUACUUGCAUUAUUGCAUGUGCCGCGAUAUUCUCCUGUUGUCAUUUUUUUUUUUUUCUUAGACCUUCCUCUAUCAACCUUCAUAGAAGUCAGAAACUUUGCUAUUUCCUAGCCAGCCAGAACAUACCAAUUCCUACCCCUCAAAGAAAAACCAUCCUUGUCCACAAUAACCAACGAUCAAGCGAACCAUUAGUGUUUGAAUCUAUACCUUGUAUAGCCAGCACUACCAAAAUCAACCUUAUACCGAGAAAACCUUUGAGAUUCUGUCCAAAAUGUUUUCUAGCCUGCCAUCAGAACAAAUUCCAUCCAAUUAGGCCUAUGGGCUAUCCAAAGUAGUAACACUUAUGUUGCUUAUGGACGGACCGAGGCACCACAACACGUCCCUUCUUAAGCAAAGAAACUGCAAAACCGAAUCUUUUUCCAACCAAAUAUGAUUGCCAACCUCUUGAUCUAGCAACAUGGGCCGUGGAAAUCACCCGUUAAAGCUCAGCAUCAAGAGUUAAGAGUCGUUUUAAAAUCCAGAAAAGCACAGUAAGCUUUGUGACGAAGCUUGUGCAAUUCUGUAAAACUUUUCCUAGCUACCUUUGAUAGUGUGUUUUAGCAGCAAAAUUUUCUUGCAGCCCGAAAUGCUCUUGUAUCAUGAGCUCAUACUGGCUAAUAAACUUGUAGCCAACUUCAAAUGUACGUUCGAUCAGACCAGCCGCUUUUCCAUCAAAUACUUAUUUCUCGAUGUUCAUAUUGCCCCAAACUGUAUUAACAGCAGUUUUCCAACGAAAUAACACUUGGAGUAUUGAAGCGUUGGUAGUCUUGUUAAUAAAAUCCUCAUCUGUAUUAGCAACUAAGAUUUGCCUGUAAAAGAACGUUUUGUAAAUAAAGGGCACGUUUUGUAAAUAAAGGAGACACUGAUGCAAUGAAGCCAAGUGAAGGCCCGUUUGGCUUAGAAGAACUUAGUUACUUCCUAACAGGAUCAUGGCGUCAUCGGGUUUUCUUUCCCCGAGAAACCAAAGGCGAAGAAGCGCUAAGAUCAUGUUAGGUACCAGCUGUUCUCAGACAUCCGAAAGAGACUCGCAUCAAUUAGUGGUGUACUUUUGUAGAGACUGACAGAUGUAUAAACUUCUUAUGAGAAGGGUCCUGUAUCACCUGCUGCAACUUAUUAGGUGAGAAGGAUCAUGCUCGUUUCCAUUUUCUUGUUUAUGUUUUAUAAUUCCUUCCAGGCGGCACAUGGUGUAAUAAAGAAGUGAGUCACAGCCACUGCAGUCACCAGAUUGCCCUCUCACAGACGAGCAAAUGAGUUUACUGAGAUGGGUUGACUUUUUACGUGACCAUGAUAAGAUGCAAACUUUACAUGGAGGUGGUGAGCCAGAAGAGCAUUCCAGACAGAAUGUGAAUAGACAUAUUGCCGACCCGGAUGUGAAAUGGGAUGGCGAAACAGCAUACAGUCCUUUCAAUGAAUGCAGCCCUCAAACAUCAUGUAAAAGGGCGUAUUCUGGGAAUGAUGAUCUGGUUGACAGUGACAGACACUGAAGGAGUCGAUGGACGGGUGAAAAGAUCUCCUUCAUGUUGGAAAUGUGUCCAGAAAGUAGGAUGUAAUUUGUUGUUUAUGAUAUGGCAAAUAUCGGAUAUCAUUGUUUUG